This is a messenger RNA of Symbiodinium necroappetens, 971 nucleotides long. NCBI's taxonomy places the organism in Eukaryota, Dinophyceae, Suessiales, Symbiodiniaceae. The record is from the annotation of a GenBank genome assembly.
GACACGUGUUGGGAACUCUCCUGUUCGCACUUUCCCCACCGACGCACAUGUCCUACCCAUUUCGUGCACUGGCGCACGUGUUCGCGUCCUGCUCGGUUGUUGGCGGUGCCGGUCAUGGAGGCGUCCUGGUCCGGUCCGGCCCAGCUCUUUCGGACGAACUUUGUGAAACACGGUUGGCAACUGGUGCAGUCGUUAAGGAGGUUGAGACGACGGAUGGGCGCCUGUGUUACGAGCUAGUUCGUGGUGAUGGCCCCGCCAUGGGCUGGGACCUCCUGGUGAAGGCGCAGAACACUCUCGAGGAGGAACCAAACCGUGCUCAGCGCCGCGGCAGAUAUGCUGAACAGGUCGCUGUGGUCGAGGAGGCUUCGACAGGAAGCGAUGUUGAGAUGGCAGCUGCAGGCACAAGUGAGUCCGGAGAGAGCACCCCCGUCAUGGCUGGGGCAGAGAAGGAGCCAACGGAGGACGAGCGCGAAGCCUUCCGCCAGUACACGGAGAAGUUUGGGGAAUGCCGGGAUGGCUCCAACCCAGGCUACAGCCGGAAGGCGUUCCCAUGGUUCACCGGAAAGCCGCCUCAGGGGGAGAAGCUGUCCGCCGAGUCGCUGCAAGCUGCGCUGAGCUACCGGCCGACCAAGAAACGUCUGGCAAAGGUCAACCUCACUGAGGUGGAUUCCGAUCGGGAAGAAAUCCCACUCUGCACCCGUUGCUCCUUGCCUGUUGGCGAGUUUGCCUACCAGGGUCGCGAGGGCAAGGAUACUUGCGUCCACACAGAGUGCAUGGCACAGGUUCUCAUGAAGGAAGCCCAGCGCGAGGAGGAGCAUCGCACUACGCGGGAGAACAACAAGAAGCUGAAAAACCGCCGGGAAUACAACAUCGGCUGGCGGAUGGACAGCGUUCCGACCAAUGCCAGCCUGGCCGAGCGCAUGGGCUGCCGCCCAGCUCCGCAGGGGCUUUGUUGCCUGGUACUGGAUGAG